GACCUUGAUCUUCUGUUUCCCGACCAACAAGACCUUACAUCUCUCGCCUUUUCCAUCUCGACUACUUCUUGCGACACUGCAACUUCUACCACUGUCUCGCCCUUUGCGCCGUCAUUACCUUUAUCAACAACACAGUCGCCACUCCUCGCCGACACCAACAUCCCCUCAACUGAUCUCGACUUCCAACAAGGCUGGGCCGACCCUUCACCAUCGGCACCACCGCAACCGCCCAUGCACCUUUCCCUCGAUCAUCACCUCUCGUCCGACGACCCAUACGCCGCUGCUUCCCUCAGCCAUGUCACCGACACGCUCUCCACCACCAUGGGUCUGACCAUGCCAAGUGGAAGGAACACAACAAUGGGCAUGGACAUGUACAGGACAGCCAGCAACAACUCCGGCAGCAGCAGCAUGGGCUACGGUCAACACAACAACACCUCAACCAACUCCCGCGACCCUUCCACAACGCCACCAACAUCCCAAGCCACCUCAUCUCCUACCUCCAGUUCCCACCACGGGCAAGGCCACCUCUACCCCGGCCUAGCCCUCGCAUCUCCACCCGAUGCUUCCAGCAAGCCCAAGCGCGGCCGGCCCCCAGGCCCCAAGAAACGCGCCCUUUCUCCCACCGCCGCCGAAGCCGAGCUCACAGACUCCGAAGACAUUCUGAUCAAGCGGCAGCGCAACAACAUUGCAGCCAAGAAAUACCGCCAGAAAAAGAUUGAUAGGAUACAAGAGCUCGAAGAGGAGGUGGACCAGAUCAAGAGGGAGAGGGAGGAGUUACGGUUGAUGCUGGCGAAGAGGGAUGCGGAAGUGGGGAUGUUGAGGGAGAUGCUUGUUAUGGCUAAGCAGGGGGGGUGACGUACCUGAAUGCUCGUGGGAUUGUGGACAGGAUUGCGGGUUUGGAAUGGACACGGAGAUAUCUGUAUUGGGGUUGAAGGGCAAUGGAUG
Molecule: messenger RNA, 945 nt
Organism: Neurospora tetraspora
Lineage: Eukaryota; Fungi; Ascomycota; Sordariomycetes; Sordariales; Sordariaceae
Exons: 1
Coding region: 232-855 (207 amino acids)
Biological process (GO): regulation of transcription by RNA polymerase II; DNA-templated transcription
Molecular function (GO): RNA polymerase II cis-regulatory region sequence-specific DNA binding; DNA-binding transcription factor activity, RNA polymerase II-specific
Source: RefSeq, a predicted model, not a curated record